Messenger RNA from Emiliania huxleyi CCMP1516, 489 nucleotides. RefSeq lists its product as hypothetical. The record is from RefSeq and is a predicted model, not a curated record. Lineage: Eukaryota; Haptophyta; Isochrysidales; Noelaerhabdaceae. The transcript is spliced from 2 exons. Bases 1 to 489 code for a protein of 162 amino acids.
AUGGAGAGGCAGCUCGAGGGGGAGGCGGAUCUCUCAACCGCUGGCGGCAGGCGGCUAUGCGGCCCAGUCAACGACGACGAGGACGAGAUGAGAAUUUGCGACGCCGUCGACGAGGUGGAGGGGUCCAACUCGAUCCGCCCGGCGGCACAAGGGGAGACGCUCGACGACGAGGCGCCAGCCGCGAUGGCGGCAGGCGGCGAGGCGAGCAGCAGUGCCCCAGGAGGCGAGACGGUCCUUGGGCGGCGCGUGCGAGGGGAGGCGUUCGACGACGAGGCGCCGACCGUGAUGGCGGAAGGCGACGAGGCGAGCAGCAGUGCCCCUCCAGCGGCGAAGAGGAACAGAGGCGGCUGCGGCGAAGCGGCGGGCGCGGCAUGCCGAUGGCAGUGCGAACGAUGCGGUUGCGAUGUGUUCUGCUUCAAGAUCGUGGCGGUGCUUGGCAUGCACUUCUGCGAUCCCAAUCAGCUCAUCGCAACGAAGCAGCGCAACUAG